Messenger RNA from Fusarium verticillioides 7600, 2365 nucleotides. RefSeq lists its product as hypothetical. NCBI's taxonomy places the organism in Eukaryota, Fungi, Ascomycota, Sordariomycetes, Hypocreales, Nectriaceae. The record is from RefSeq and is a predicted model, not a curated record. Gene Ontology annotation, cellular component: nucleus. The coding region runs from base 34 to 2001 and encodes 655 amino acids. Gene Ontology annotation, biological process: positive regulation of transcription from RNA polymerase II promoter by galactose; DNA-templated transcription. The transcript has 7 exons. Gene Ontology annotation, molecular function: DNA-binding transcription factor activity, RNA polymerase II-specific; zinc ion binding; RNA polymerase II cis-regulatory region sequence-specific DNA binding.
CUCAUCUUCAACACUAAUAUAGAUCAAGAAGGCAUGGCAGAUAAUAAGCCGCACUUUGGAAAAACUCCCGCAUGUGACUAUUGUAGGAGCAAAAAGCUCAGAUGCUCCAAAGACAGGCCGAUAUGCAUGAGCUGUGCAAGGUCUGGGAGGCCGUGUCGUUAUAGCGAGAGGACUCAGAGAACCCCUCUCACGCGAGACUAUUUGACCAGAGUUGAGAGACGCCUCGCAAACGUGGAGCGCCUAUUUCACCAGCUACUCCCUGAUGUUGACAUCAAUGAAGCCCUCGCGUCGCGGGAUGUGGAAGUACCGGCAGACGCAUCCCAACCGAAUACAUCUGUGUCGCCACCGAUAAAUCCUUCAUCACCUGAUACUCCAGUCCAGGCCAGCGGUGCCAUUUCAGAUGCAGUGCCUGCAGAAAGCGAUGGCUUCGAUUGGCAGGAAGACGUGGACGAGCUGACUGAUGGGAUGGCUUCGUUGUCCGUUGAGCCAAGAGGGGCUGGGUACUUGGGACCGACUGCUGGUGUCUUUUUCCUUAGAUCACUACUCCUCUGGACCGGUCAUUCGAGGCCCUUCAUGGGCAAUAGUCCCGAAGUUCUACGACCCUACGCUGGAGUAAAAUUUUCGUCCCAGUUAUCUAACUCGGUCGCAUCAAGACAGGUUAUCGAACAAUUGGUGAAUGGCUAUUUUGAUGUCUACCACCGCAGCUAUCCUUUCGUGCACGAACCCACCUUUCGAGCCCAGCUUCACGAGGUCAUACGGCGACCAAAUCAACGCUCAUGGCAGAUGCUGCUCUAUACCAUCAUGGCACUAGGAGCGUGGUGCCUUAACAAUGACAAGGCUGAACUUGAUGAUGAGCUUUACCAUCUCGCGCUCUCGUUUGGGGAUGCCGAGUGCUUGUUCGCAAGCGCAGAUUUGUCCUUUGUCCAAGCUCUCAUCCUGUUUAGCAAUCUAAGCCAGAAGCGUAAUAAGCCCAACACCGGAUCUAACUUUCUCGGGCUCGCGACACGAAUGGCUCUGAGUUUGGGUCUUCAUAGAGAGUUGCCGGAGUGGAACAUCAGUCUCUUGCAGCGAGAGAUGCGCCGUCGUGUUUGGUGGGGGCUGUAUAUGUUUGACAGUGGUGCUUCGACGACCUUUGGAAGGCCGAUCCUUCUCCCUGGUGAGGAAGUCAUGGAUGUGCGACCGGUUCUUAAUAUUGAUGAUGGAGACCUUACGAGUGGGACAAAAGUCCCCCCAGAAGAGGUAAAUAGGCCGACGCUGUACUCAGGCAUGAAGUAUCAGAGCGAUCUACAUGUCAAAUCCAACUACAUCUCCAAUCGCCUGCUCUCAUCAUCAUGCGUGGCACCAGAAGACGCGCUAUCCAUGGAUGCAACACUGGACAAGUGGUGUAGCACAUUACCAGAGUAUCUCAGGCUGGAUCAUCAUGUGCCAUCAGCUGAGCCUGCGUUCUUCUUCAACAGGUCACGCCUGUGGUGGCGCUUCUGGAACCUCAAGAUCAUCAUCUUCCGCCAGCUGUUUCUCAAGCGAGCCAUUGGCAGGGGAAAUUCCAGCAUGGCGGUACCAGAUAAUGAGGUCGAUGAAAGGUGUAUGGGCAUUGCGAUACGCGCUGCGAGUGCGACGAUAGCGUCGAUUGAUCAGUAUACGAAGGAGAGACAGGGAAGCAGGCUUGUGACUUGGUACUCCAUCUAUUUUACAUUCCACGCUUCCUUGGUCAUCGUCCUCGCUAUCCUUAGCAACUUAGAAUCACCAGACAUGCCUAAGUGGCAGGACGACGUCAACACGGUCCGCCACAUCUUCCGAGGAGUAUUUACAAACAAUGAGCUCGCUACUCGCUGCGCCAACAUCAUCGACGUUAUCUUGCCAGACCCUCUGUUGACAACGAGUGAUUGGGCAAAUGUCCAGCUCGAUCCCAUGCUGAUGGACUUUUCGACGUGGCCGGCAGCUUCUGCUGAUGAGUUUGCCAGUGUUCUUGGCUGGCCUGACUGGGCUAAUUUUAUGCAGUAGAUGGACUUAUCGGACGCCGUUCUGCAAGGGGUCAUCAGUUUAUGAUGCGUACAUUUGGUGCGAUGAGAUGGGAUCUUAUGUAUUCUCCAUUUGGUAUAUCGUUUUCGUCGGCCCGCUUGAUCGCUGCUCCUAUCGUCGUCUCGAUCCCGGCUUUGAGGUGUCGGGAUGCCAGCCGUUCCCGAGCGAUGUCGACUGGGAUAUCGACAAACCAUCUUAACUUCGAGUUAGCCUAAGAUACAAUUUAAUGAGCAACCACCGAAACUUACUUGUCAUCUGCUAAUAUUGAAAUGCGACUCCAUGGCUCUUGGUUUAAGAGUACAUAGUUGCCUUCGAUGAUAACAACUUUGGCACGCGAAGGAAUCUC